AGAUGCUGUGACUAGCAAUGUGAUGUUCGGUCGAAGACAGAGCUGACUAAACAAAUGGAUUGUUUUCGAGCCGGUUCAUUCGUCUUUUUCGCCCUUAGCGUACUCAUUUAUCUGGCUUCUUCGGAGGAACCACUUCGAGUGGAACGGGCUGAAGGUUCACGUGUCGAGCGGAUUAGCCAAACUGGGAGGCGAGUGAACUUUUCCUGGGUUAGGUCUGAACAAAUCGGUUCAUGGCUUGAGGCGGAGCACCAGUGUAGUUUGCGAAGUGGUCGGUUACCACAAGCAAACGAGAUGAGAUAUUUUUACAAGACUUUGCGAUCAGAUGACGCACAGCUUCCACCGCUUGAUCCAACUGAUACUCACCGCACUCCUGUUACGCUGUACGGAGUGCGUUUCUAUCUAGGUGACAUUUUGGAAGCCACAAUGGAUUAUCCGAACACCGAAAGUGGAGAGCGAAUGUGUUUGAUUGUGGAGAAGCGACCAAAUUCACCGGUACAGCUGGUCGAGGUCUCUAGUGUUCGCAGCUGCUCCACACCAGUCAACUUACUUGUCUGUCGUUUCGCACUCGAUGGUGAGGAAGUAUACCCAAUCGGUGCAAGUCAAUCCGAUGAAAAUCAGCUCAGCAAUCCGUGCAAUAUCUACUCCGAACAAUUGUCCGGACCGCUUCCACAGUGGAUAGUGGAACUGAAGAAAAAGGCGGAAUUGCAAGAUAACCACAUGUGCUUCCGACAUGAAAUAUUUUAUGCAACUGCAUCCUUGGGUUGCCUGGUGAUAUUUAUCACCACCAUCAGUACAGUUCUGCUCGCGAUUCGAUAUUACCUUCUGGUCCGACAGACAAAAUCCGGGAGGCGCCGGAACAAUGAAGGCUAUUUAAUGGCACCACCAUCGUCAGCACCAUCAGAAGUUUCGACUCACGUGGAUGGCGUGGAUGCAAUCGGAGAAGGGAAGAUGGAUAUUUUGGCCGAUUCGGCGUUCUACCGUGCUCCGGGGUCGAUAAGAGAUAGCUACAAGCAAGCGCUUAUUACUGACGGUUACCAAAAACUGGCCAACGGAUUACGGGCCUCCAGAAACAGACAACCCGGAGUUUCUGCAGUGAGGUCAUCAGUCAGAGCUUCGACAAGAGCAUCACAACGCUGA
Molecule: messenger RNA, 1137 nt
Organism: Opisthorchis viverrini
Lineage: Eukaryota; Metazoa; Platyhelminthes; Trematoda; Opisthorchiida; Opisthorchiidae
Exons: 3
Coding region: 55-1137 (360 amino acids)
Source: RefSeq, a predicted model, not a curated record